Molecule: messenger RNA, 1792 nt
Organism: Haplochromis burtoni (Burton's mouthbrooder)
Lineage: Eukaryota; Metazoa; Chordata; Actinopteri; Cichliformes; Cichlidae
Product: homeobox protein SIX3
Exons: 2
Coding region: 290-1129 (279 amino acids)
Biological process (GO): regulation of transcription by RNA polymerase II; eye development
Cellular component (GO): nucleus; transcription regulator complex
Molecular function (GO): DNA-binding transcription factor activity, RNA polymerase II-specific; RNA polymerase II cis-regulatory region sequence-specific DNA binding
Source: RefSeq, a predicted model, not a curated record
UGCACUGCAGCCUCCAUCUACAGGGGGAAAACACAAUCAACUGUCCACAUUAGAAAUGCAACCGAAGUGAAUUCAUCUGUACAGCUAGUGCCAGAGAUCAUCCAGCUGUGUUUGAUUGACAGUGAUGCCAUGACAACCCCGCAUCAGCUCCCGGGUGUCCAAUGAGAAGUCAGAGUCAGUGUCCCUCCCUGACUCCCAGGUGAGUUUAAAAAUCAGAUUUAAGCAGAUUUCUGUCAGAUGGUUCACGGAACGUUUUCCGCCUCCUUUUUGGCUUCAGUCUGUGAGCCAGAUGGUUUUCAGGUCUCCCCUCGACUUUUUCUCAGCCUCCCGCCUCCUCCUGCCGCACUUUGCGGACGGGUCCCCUGUCUUGGCUCGCUCUCAGUCCCCGGAUGACUCUUCCGUGGCUUGCGCUCCCGUUGCCCUCCCGGGACUGUGUUUCUCUGCUGCGCAGAUCGCCAGCGUGUGCGAGACCCUGGAGGAGACAGGAGACAUCGAGCGGCUGGCCCGCUUCCUCUGGUCGCUCCCGGUGACCUCGGACGGCCGCGACUCUAUUUCUGAACACGAAUCUGUGCAGCGGGCUCGCGCUGUAGUAGCCUUCCACACGGGAAGUUUCCGAGAGCUUUAUCACAUCCUGGAGACUCACCGCUUCACGCGCGCCUCGCACGGUAAAUUGCAGGCGAUGUGGCUCGAAGCGCACUACCGAGAAGCAGAAAAGCUACGCGGGCGGCCGCUCGGACCCGUGGACAAGUACCGCGUGAGGAAGAAGUUCCCGUUACCCAGGACCAUCUGGGACGGAGAGCAGAAGACACAUUGCUUUAAAGAGCGCACCAGGGGCCUGCUGAGAGAGUGGUACCUGCAGGAUCCGUACCCUAAUCCGGGCAAGAAACGGGAGCUGGCACACGCCACCGGACUGACACCGACCCAAGUAGGGAACUGGUUCAAAAACCGCAGACAGAGAGACAGAGCGGCAGCAGCCAAAAACAGUAAUAGGUUGCAGCACCACCACAUGUGUUCCGACAGAGCGCGUGCACUAAGCAGAGGAGGCUGUAGUCCAGACGGGAGCACAGAGCGCGCGGAUGGAGAAACUCUGCUCUCAGUAACGGACAGUGACUCCGACUUGGACGUCUGACACUUUUAAAAGUGAAAUAAACAUUUAGGCUCUGCCGUCGGUCAACUGUGAGGAGAAUGUGUGUGGACAAACGCUGGUCAGGAUUUGCGCUGCAAUAAAUUCGGCGUAUAAAACGCAAUAUUAUUCCACAGGCGAAGCUUACGUUAACCUUUUCUGGGUGUUUUUCUUUCUUUUUGGUGGUCUUCAGGUACAAAUUUUGAAUUGUAACCACCGAUUUUAUUUAAACUGCGUUAUUGGAGGGUGAGUGCACAUCUGCUGACCCAGUUUGUCAUGAACAUAAUUAAACACGCAUCAAGCAAUGCACUCCUGUUGGACUUUAAACCCAGGGACCCCCCAAAGAGAAGACUGAAAACUGCCAGUGAGCGAAUCACUUUCAUUCUCACUCAUUUUCUCAAAUUAUGUGUCAUAAAAAAUCAGUCUAGUUGUUCCUUUAGAGGCUCAAGGUGGACUCCUAAAUGUUUACUGUAGACAAUCAGUCAGCACCACUGAAUUCUGCCUGCUCCCUGUCUGUUUGUAUUUUAAUAACCGUUUUUUGUCAACUUGCCAUUUUUUCGUUAUUUAAAAUUUACUGUGUAGCCAUGUUCUGUCUACUUGAUGUUCAUUUUAAUGCUGAAUAAAUGUUUUUUGGUAUUUUAUAGAAAUAAAGUUAUUUAUUAUAUCACU